AUGUGGCUCGUGAUUUUGUGUUUUGUCCUUCCGGCAAUCAUCUUCUCAAUUUUUGCACUCAUCGCCUGGCUACGUGUGCUACAACUCAACUACAGACGGCGACUGGCUGCAGAGGCUGCUGAUCGAGAAGCAAAAAAGAAAGCAUCACAGCUUGAGAGUCUCAUUACAAAGAAAGAUGGAAAAGUGAUUUGUCAUAUUCCAAUCCAAGUGGAGGACAUUGAGACUGGGGCAAUGUUUUUAUAUAAUUCGGACGAAAAUCUGGCGACGAUUGGAGAAGACGCAAAAGUUCCUCUCGUUGAACAACAAGCUGUGUGA
This is a messenger RNA of Caenorhabditis remanei, 315 nucleotides long. RefSeq lists its product as uncharacterized. Bases 1 to 315 code for a protein of 104 amino acids. The transcript is spliced from 3 exons. The record is from RefSeq and is a predicted model, not a curated record. Lineage: Eukaryota; Metazoa; Nematoda; Chromadorea; Rhabditida; Rhabditidae.